This is a messenger RNA of Prunus dulcis (almond), 1417 nucleotides long. Its product is annotated as loganic acid O-methyltransferase-like. Gene Ontology annotation, biological process: methylation. The record is from RefSeq and is a predicted model, not a curated record. NCBI's taxonomy places the organism in Eukaryota, Viridiplantae, Streptophyta, Magnoliopsida, Rosales, Rosaceae. Gene Ontology annotation, molecular function: S-adenosylmethionine-dependent methyltransferase activity. The coding region runs from base 128 to 1198 and encodes 356 amino acids. The transcript is spliced from 3 exons.
GUUAUGCCCCCAGUUCCCAACAGGCAAUCAAUAACCAUUUCCGCACAGAUAAUAGUUGACUUGAGUGGCUUUUUAAGAGGGGGAGAGAGAGAGAGAGAGAGAGAGAGAGAGAGAGAGAGAGAGAGAGAUGGCAGAAGAAUUUCCUAUGACGGGUGGAGAUGGCCCAAACAGCUAUGCCAAAAAUUCUAAUGCAGCGGCCAAGGCAGCAGAUGGUGCAAAGGCAAUGUUGGUUGCAGCAAUAUUCGAAAACCUUGACAUUGAAACUCUGCAGUCUCGGCCAACAACAUUCCGGAUUGCUGAUUUAGGUUGCUCUGUUGGACCUAACACAUUCAUUCAAGUGGACAACAUAAUUGAUGCCGUAUCUCAAAAAUACCACAAGAAGAGCAAAGUCCAGUCUGCUGGUGAACUCCCAGAGUUUCAAGUAUACUUUAGUGAUCUUGUGUCAAAUGAUUUCAACUAUCUCUUUUCCACUCUCCCUCGAGAUAGGCAAUAUUUCACGGCAGGAGUUCCGGGCUCUUUCCAUGGAAGACUCUUCCCUGAGGCCUCUCUUAAUUUUGUUUACUCGGCAUAUGCUCUGCACUGGCUCUCUAAGAUACCAGACGAGCUACGUGACAUCAACUCACCUGCAUUUAACAAGGGCAGGAUUUUGUAUGGCAAUGCACCGUAUGAAGUUGGCCAGGCAUAUUCAGCUCAGUAUGCCAAAGACAUUAAGUCCUUUUUUCAUGCUCGAGGACAAGAGCUUGCUCCUGGAGGCCUCAUGUUGCUUUUGAUUCCGGGGCGUCCCCAUGGCACGCUUCCAGCACAGAAUUCUCUUGCUCCUUAUUUUCAACCCUUGGAGUCUACUCUUGCUGAUAUGGUGAACGAGGGCUUACUAAGCGAAGAUAAAUUUGACUCUUUCAACUUGCCCGUCUACUGCCCAUCUGUGGAGGAGUUGAGGUUACUAAUAGAAGAAAAUGGGUGCCUUGACAUAUUGACAUUGGAGAGCAUAGGUCAGAUGCCUUUUAGCUUGCCUAGUGCACAAGGAUGCAGAGCUGGGACGGAGAGCAUUCUCAGAAAACACCUUGGGGAUGAAAUUAUAGAACCGCUUUUCGAUCGAUACUCGAAGAAUAAAAAUAUUGCUGCAGGAAGUGCCUCCCUUGUUCAUGACGACAGCAUGGCUGUUGGAUUCUUUGUUCUUGUCAAGCGCAAAUUGCUCUGAUUAACAUUCGAACUAAUAAAACCUACUUUACAAGUAACUGAGUAGGAUGAAAAAAACCUGUAAGUGAUGGCUUUCUUUAGCCUACAGAUCAUUUGUUACUGGCUAAGGUUGUUUCUUUAUUUUUCUGUCUUUUACUUUUUGCAUGGAUAAGAAAUAGAAAAAUAAAAAAAAUCAGAUUAUCAAAAUUUGUUGUGGAGCUACGAAAUCUCCAAUUCUCCA